CUCCUAUGCUUCCAUUUUCCGACUCACUGUACAGAACUAGACCAUGUACUGCACUUCCCUCCUAUGCUUCCAUUUUCCGACUCACUGUACAGAACUAGACCAUGUACUGCACUUCCCUCCUAUGCUCCCAUUUUCCGACUAUCCCAGCCACCGCCUCCACCACCAUCGCAGUCAGAUCCAAGCAUAAGAAAUUCCACUUCCGCCCUAAAAUGUCCUUGAACAAUACUCCACAGCCAGUGCCACCGAUCUCUAAAGACCUCCUCGCCGCCGUCACUAAGCUACUUUGGGGCCCAUCCCUGCCACCAGGACUCCUCAUUUCCGCCGUCCGUACAGCAUGGAACUCCACUUGGCAAGUCAUGAUGUCCCAGCUGGCGCCAUCAGAUUCCUCCGGUGGAUACUCUAGACCGGCUUCCAAGUUCCGCCUCGAUCGAAAUCCCAAUUCUCAAUAUCAUUCCCGCCAAAAUCAAACAACUUUGCACCUCUACGUGGGCCUGCCUUGCCCGUGGGCCCACCGAACCCUUAUAGUAAGAGCUCUUAAAGGCCUAGAAGAUGCAAUUCCAGUAUCGGUUGCAGCGCCGGGGCAGGACGGUUCUUGGGAAUUUCAGAAUACUCGGAACACGGAUAAGGACACCCUUGUCCCGGGUAAGGAUAAUGUAAAUGGAUGCAGGACUUUGAAGGAGGUUUAUGGGUUGAGGAAAGCAGGCUAUAACGGGCGAGCUACGGUGCCAAUGCUAUGGGAUACAGAAAGAAAGGAGGUUGUAUGCAAUGAAAGCUAUGAUAUAAUUGAAUUCUUCAAUUCGGGCUUAAAUGGGUUCGCUCGCAAUCCGGAUUUGGAUCUUUCCCCAAAUUCAGUGAAGGGAAAGAUUGAGGAAUGGAAUCAAGUGAUAUAUCCUAACAUAAAUAAUGGUGUUUACAGAUGUGGAUUUGCUCAGAGUCAGGAGGCAUAUGAUAGAGCAGUGAAUGAUCUAUUUAGUACGUUAGACAUGGUAGAUAAUUACUUGUCUACUUCACGGUACUUAUGUGGAGACACAAUCACACACGCAGAUAUUUGCUUGUUUACCACAUUAAUUAGGUUUGAUCUUGUAUAUAAUAUUCUAUUCAAAUGCACCAAGAGGAAGCUGGUUGAGUACUCCAAUCUUCAUGGAUAUAUGCGCGAAAUAUAUCAGAUACCAAAAGUUGCAGAAACUUGCAAUUUUUCUGCAAUUAUGGACGGUUAUUACAAAAUACUAUUUCCAUUGAAUCCGGGCAGUAUUCGUCCGGUGAUACCUUCUGGAUGCGAGCAUGAAGCCCUUUCUGCACCUCACAAUAGGGAAUCACUGUCAUGUAUAGACAAAACAGAGCAGGUUUAUGUUUCUUAAUUGGCUACCAAUGGUACCCUGUAACUUAAAUUUUGUCUGUGUCAAUAUGUUUUUCACUUUUUCCACAACUUGGAUUUUGUGAAAGAAGAAUUAUAGAUGAUUACGAACUGAAUUUUUAAUAGUACAUUGUCUUCCAUAUGUUCGAAA
Jatropha curcas is the source of this 1505-nucleotide messenger RNA. RefSeq names its product Glutathione S-transferase family protein. Gene Ontology annotation, molecular function: glutathione transferase activity. The record is from RefSeq and is a predicted model, not a curated record. Gene Ontology annotation, cellular component: cytoplasm. Lineage: Eukaryota; Viridiplantae; Streptophyta; Magnoliopsida; Malpighiales; Euphorbiaceae.